CAAAUUCGAUUUUUAACCUAACACUAUUUGUUUUCUAGUUCAAUGUUUUGAUAUGAGUUUUCUCGUUUCCUGAAGACUAUAUGUAUACAGUAAAACAAUAAUUCUGCUCUUGAAAUUAUCAUAUAAUUCUGCGGAAUUAGAAUAUAAUUAUAUAUACAUUUAUAAAAUGUUACUUCGUAGAAGUUGUAGACGGUUCAAUUCAACAUCUCUCAAUAACGCUGUAGAUACACUAGCUGAAAUUACAACUACUAACAAAUGGAAAUAUAAACUGGACGAUAAUGUUGAAAGCGACUUGCAAAAUGAAAAAAUAAAAACUAAACGUCAUCCUGGUAUAGUUCCAUCCGCACCUAUAAAUAUUCCUGAAUCUUUUAUAAAAGCAGCGAAAAUAAUUUUAGAAGAUGAUUGUUACAUACCAAAAAAACAACUUAGUGGAAGAAGUGAAAAUUUUGUGAAAUAUUUAAAGGCUAAAAAACCUCCUAUGGAACAAGAUGAACUCCAAGCUCAUAUAUCUAACUUGAAGACAAAAGUUAUUAAAGGCUUACAGAAGUCAAAAAAAGAUCUUUUGAGUGAUGAACAUGUAAUGAAGAGUCAAUUGACUAAUCUAAUGAAAAAAACAGUAUAUAAUUGGUUUCCUGUGAAAUAUGAUAUUGCCCAGAGCUUAUGCUAUCUAGUGGGAAGAUCAGCGGCAGAGUAUGCAGUUUUGAUAAAGAUACUGUCAGAGAUCAAAUUAAGAAAUCCUGACUGGAAACCCCUAACACUUUUUGAUUUUGGAUCUGGUGUUGGUACAGUAACAUGGGCAGCUAAUACGAUAUGGCCAAAAUCCUUCACAGAAUACUUCAACGUGGAUUCAUCAGCAAGUAUGAAUGAUUUGGCCGAACUUUUAUUAAAAGGAGGCAGGGGAGAAAAAGAAAUUUCAUUACGUGGUGUUUACUACAGACAAUUUUUUCCAAGUAAACCAGUGCCUUAUGAUCUUGUGGUAUCAGCCUAUACACUCAUGGAAUUACCUUCAUUAAAGAGUAGGCUGGAUGCAGUAAGGCAGUUAUGGAGUAAGACAAUGAGAUAUUUGGUAAUUGUUGAACAAGGAAGUUAUGCUGGGUUUAAAGUUAUCAAUGAGGUUCGAGAUUUCAUUCUCAGUCUUGGAAAUAGUCAUGUCUUUAGUCCAUGUGCUCAAGAUUAUCCUUGUCCUCAAUUUGCAUCUAAUAAAGAAUUACCCUGUAAUUUUGCAGUUCGCUAUCAUGACUUGCCUUUAAACGAUAUAUCUCAGAAUCUUCGAAAAGAAAAAUUUUCAUACAUUGUCUUAAAAAAAGGCAAAAGGAGUGAAAACGAUUCUCAAUGGCCAAGGUUAAUAAACCCCACACUUAUAAGGCAUAAACAUGUAAUAUGCACUUUAUGUACCAAGGAAGGCAAAAUUGAACAAUCUGUAUUUACAGCUUCAAAAUAUGGAAAACUUGCCUUCAGAUGUGCUAAAGCUUCAGAUUGGGGAGAUAGGCUACCAAUGACUGUAAAGGACACCCCCGAUGAUGUUAUUGUUGAUGAAAAUGUUAACUUAGAUAAGGAAAUAACGAAUAAAUAAUCAUAAGUUUUA
Harmonia axyridis is the source of this 1585-nucleotide messenger RNA. RefSeq names its product methyltransferase-like protein 17, mitochondrial. Gene Ontology annotation, biological process: translation. The transcript has 9 exons. Gene Ontology annotation, cellular component: mitochondrial small ribosomal subunit. Gene Ontology annotation, molecular function: methyltransferase activity; structural constituent of ribosome. Bases 167 to 1573 code for a protein of 468 amino acids. Lineage: Eukaryota; Metazoa; Arthropoda; Insecta; Coleoptera; Coccinellidae. The record is from RefSeq and is a predicted model, not a curated record.